AUGGAUCCUCAUGCGAUACUUAUAGAUGGAUUACAUGCGAAUCAACAACCGUAUUAUCAGCAAAUUGCGUUUCUAGAACUGUGGCAUAUUUCAAAAUUUGAACAUGAUCGGCGUGUUGCAAUAUAUGCGGAUUUCAAUCGCAAACAACCUUUUAAUUGUGCUUUGCAUAAUCAUCCAACGUCUGCCUGGACGGAGAUUUCACGCACAUGCAUGGAUUUUAUAUUAGGACUUGCAAAUUCUGCACAGAAUGAGCUUAAAACGCAACAACGUAGGAAGUCAGAAAUGAAAAAUAAGUAUGAUCUAUUUAAAAAGCUCACAGAGUCUGCUAAAAAGCAGAAACAAUCGGUGAAAGUUGGGCAGAGAAAUCUCGACGUUGGUGUCACCGCAGAUACAUUAACCAAAGAUCGUGAAUAUUGGGAGAUGAAAUUACUUGAAUGGUUUCACCCUGUGGGAGGCAAUCAACGACCAUAUGUGAGAAAGUUAUAUUGUCUUAUUGUAGCUCCUUUAUUUAAGCGAUCUGUCGAACGACGAACAAAGAAUGUAUUUAAAGACUUGCACAUAACAGUGUAUGCCAUUCAGGCUCUAACAAUGCUUAUGGUCAGGUCAUUGCACGAGGAUACACAUGGAAUAGUUCAAAAUGAUAUCUCUAGAGUAUUUGAAUCAAUGUUAGAUUGCUUAAUGUCGCUUGAACGGUAUGCCAAGGAACCGCCGUUAGACGAUUGGGACAUAGGUGAUCCGUUUACAGACACACCUUACAAAGUUUUAGCUGACCCGUUUAUUGUUAUUAAUGGUUAG
Molecule: messenger RNA, 795 nt
Organism: Dentiscutata heterogama
Lineage: Eukaryota; Fungi; Glomeromycota; Glomeromycetes; Diversisporales; Gigasporaceae
Source: the annotation of a GenBank genome assembly